CUUUCCUUUUUUUCCUCCUUUUUUUUUUUUUUUUUUUUUUAAUAUUGACAGGGGAAGGCUUUCACUUUCGCGUCCCUCCAGCGAGCGCCCUUCGGCCGGCGGAGCAGCCCCGGGGCGAGCGAGCGGCCCGGCAGGCUCCCGGCCCCGGUGUCCGCCCGCGGGGCCCACACGCCCAGCAGCUCCGCUCGGCCGGGGAAGGGCUGCGUGGUGGAGCUGAGCCCCAGGUGGUGUGAAGCGGGCUGGACUAAAGCGCGUCCUGCGCAGGUCGCGCAGAGGAGAUCGGACCGGUGAAGCCAAGCGUUCUUUGGCACCGUCUUUGGAGCAGGGGGAAAACAGUGGAAUGGGCAAAGCUAAAUUCGUGGACGGCGAGCUACAUCUAAGUCCAUAUGCAAAUGGGUUCUUCUAAAAUCACAGCUGUUCCUUCUCUGUCUCUUCACGAGUGCCACUGCUCAGGCAAAAGUUUUCUCCGUAGUUCCUGCUAUCCAGUUUUCCUAUUUUGCACCACUCCUCUGCUGUGUCUCCAGAUUACCUUGUCAUGUUUACUUACCCGUUUUUUCUGAGUUGCAGCCACUGCAUGUGUGACAUCCCUUGGCUCUAAGUUUGUGGUUAUCUUCGUAUUAUUUAUCCUUAUCUUGUUUAUUCUGAAAACUUUGUAAAUUUCAGAUUACCCUAAUGUCACAAAGUUAAAAAUUUAGAGUUUCUACUGUUGGUAGGCCCCAAAUUUCACCUGUAGCAAUAAAGGAUAAAAGAUUGUACUUCUCUGUCCACAACUGAGGUCUGAGACACAGUUGUCAUUCAACAGUAUUCAAAGGAUGCUAGUGUUGUUUUAUUUUUUAUUGUUUGGGUUUUGAUGGGUUUUUUGUGUUGGCUUUUUUUUUUAAGAUUGCUUGUCCUUGGCUCUCUGAUGCUCACAGGUCUUUGCACAGUCUUUUGGAAGAAAGAAACUGCUGUCCCAGACUCAAGACAGGAAUACAGAGUCUUUAAAAACUGGUGUUUCCAGUGCUAUUUUUCAAGCUUUUUUUGUAGAGUCCGUACUGGGAUUUUUUCAAGGCCAUGGAAUCUGCCUAAACGUGUACCUGAAAUGUAGCGUAGGCAAGAAAUUAAUUUCCUUGACCCGAUGCUUAGUUCAUUUCCAGCUUUUUUAGGAAGGAGGAACUUGCGAUGUGUUUUGUAUUAUUAGCCUCUGCUCUGUUUCAGUGGUUUUGGUUCCUCAAAAAAAAUGACCAUCAUAUCUUUUUUUUUCUGUGCUCCAAUUUGCAGUAUUGCAGAUGAUGCUGCCUUGUAGCUGUGCAAAGUCACAAUGUGAUCUUUCCUCUUUUUCCUUGUGUAUUUAGCUUAUCAGUAAAAAUAAUUAAUGUGAUUAGUAUUUAUUGUUCUCUCUGGUUGUUUGAGAGGAAUGAGGCACAGCUGGGACUUAUGAACAAUUGUUUCAAGCUUUCUGCAUUUCAUGGACAGGGAACUCUAUAUGCUUUCGGUUUUCAUGUGCUUUUCGCAUUUUUGAGAUUAUCUUCAGUUAUGAGAGGCAGAAUCUUAAAACUGAUGCGAAGCUAAAACAGCAGACUUGUCCUUUUAUGCCUGUAAAUUCUGCAUCGUUGACCUGUUGUGAGUUGGCUCGGCUUGAAACCAGCUGAAGGCGUUUUGGCAGGCCAUGCCAUAUAUGUUUACUUUAUGAUAUAUUCUACUUUCGAUAAAGGGCUUGAUAAAGAAUAUUUGCAGGAAUGUUAGUUUUACUCUUGCACUUUUCCUUAAUACUUUUCCUGCUUGGGUGACAUUGUUCUUGGUAAUGCUGAGGGUGAGGUGUAAAGGCAAAGUGAAUGAAGAAGCCAAGACUGAAAUUAAAGUGGAGGUGAUAGUGUGUCUGAUGCCAACUGUUUCUUAGUGAAGAUGCGUUUCUUGUAAGGUAGUUCCUGUUCUGUCACCUGGGAGUAGGGAAAGAGAUCCCCAUGAGAUACUUCUGGUAACAUGCACUACUGUGACUGCAGGGCAAGAAACUGUACAGAUUGCAUAAAGUAGCAGCAAACAUCACCUUGCUAGUCUUGACUGAAGAAACUGGGGCUUCCCUGUUUUUCCCAAAGCUCUGAAGAAGCUUGGAUUUGAAUCAGCUGCCAGCAGCUGCUCCUUUCCCAGGCUCUUCUCUGUUGUUGCUAAAAUGUCUGAUCCUGAUGUUGUUAGAAUUUGCAACUACUAGGUAACUUACUGCUUUUUUGCCUAUCAUUUAAAAUUUACCCUUUUCUCUGUUGGUCAUCUGCUCAUUCAGCAGCUUGAAAAUGCUGACCAAGGUGCUCUUCUUGUUUGUCACUGUAAUUUCAAAGGGUCUUUUGGAGUUCUGCAUCUUUGAGCAGUUUUUGGUUUCUCCAAUCCAUUACGAGUUUGGGGUGUCACCUGUACAUGUAUACUGUGCCAUAAGCAAUAAGGGUUUUCUUACAAAAUCUAACCUAGCACAAAUUGAUCCUGUAACUGAAGCAAAAAAGGCAUGGGCAAGAAUAUUUCUAAAUGCUCCCUCUUUGCAUUUGAAUCACUGGCCUGAGGCUAUUUGUACAGUUCUGACUGGCCAAAAGUGCUUCAGAAACAUUUAGUUGAAUCUGUCUCCUGCCGUUUCCUUUGGAUUAUAAGCUAAAUACAACAAUGUAGGUGGAAACUUUUCAAAACAGUUUCUAGACCUAAAAUAAACAUUUAGGAGAGCAUCUCAAAAACAAUUGAGUCGCUACCCAGUUCUAAACUGAAUGCAGCUGAAAAGGAGUUUUAUUUAAGACAAUGUAAGUCUCAGACAUAAUUUCUUUAAUUGCAGGGAAGAUGAAAAGGAAAUUUAUUUUUGGAGUGGAAAAAGUGUGGUUGAAACUCUUUAUUUUAUUGGGUCUAUCUGGAAAUGCUUUGAAAACUCCACACCUCUUGAUGACCCCACCCCCAACAGUUACUUAACCUGUGAGAACAAAUGGGAACCUUUUUAAGGUUUUCACCAAAGCAUAUGGGUUUGCAAUUUCAGAUAUCUGUUGAAAGUAACUUUUUCUGAAACCUUGCAUUCUCAUCCACUUGGAACUAACUUCACAGAAGGCUUAUUUUUCUAACAACUGGGAUAAGCACUAAAGUGUGCAUGGGUAUUAGAAAAGCCUCAUUUAUGAUCAUAUUUUUAAGGCUGUCCUUUUGUUAGGAAUAUGGUCCUUACAAGGAGGGAAGGGCAUCUUUGUUUAUCUCUCUCUCUCUGAAAAGGUUUUGUUUCAUCAGAUUUCGCUGCCUAAACCAGAAAGCAUGAGAAAUGUGCAGGUCAUUGGUAGCCAGGCUGUAAGGUGUUGAAUUCUCUCAAGGCAGGCUUUACCUAGUAUUGUGAUAGGAAAAAAAUCCCUCUUGCUUAGUUCUGCUUUAUUUGAAGCCUUUUAGGUUAUCUAAACUUCUGUGUAAAAUCGAUGGCUAUUGUGAAGGAUUGGUGGCAGUCAGGAACUACUCAAUGGCAAGGGAGCUAUUGCAUUCAUCUUCCUUUAUUAUAAACCAGGGGCUAAAAGCCAGCAGUGAACUCCUUUUGCUUUUGAGAUACUACCAAGUGGUGUUUGUGAGGAUGGCUCUCAAAAUAUAUAUAUUAAAAAAAAAAACUUAAAAAGAUUAUUUUUUCUUUUUAACCUUUGUAGGAGAUAAGCCUAGAUAGAUGGAGCCAGGUGACAAAGGAAGAAGGCUCUGCUUUUGUUGUAAUAUCCCUGGGUUUUUUUUCUGGGGACUUAACCUGAGCAAAGUGCCAGAAGUCUGGCUCUAACCUUUAAGUUCAGAUGAUAAGCUUUUGCUUCCUGGACUACACAAAUAGGUUUGCUAUAUAAAGCAUUAUGUUUAUGAGAUUUCCUUCUCUGUAUGUUAAUUUCUCAUUUCCCUCUAUGUUCUGGAGUUGUUUUGUUGGUUGGUCAAUCAAAGGAACCAGAAAAAUGAUUGAAGAAUACUCAAACUACUACAGUAAAAACAGGAGGAGGAAAAACAUUCCCUUUUUAUGAACUAUUUUUAACAAAAACAAAUGCUUUAGCUCACCACUGCACUUUUAGUCCAGAAUCUUAUUUUUGAUUCCUCAGUGAAAUUAGUAGAAUUGGGGAGCAAAAUAUCUUCAGGGAUCUGAUAAAAAGUCUCUAGGUACGCCUUAGUACUGAGAGGCAAAUGCCUGAAGGUUCUAUUUCAUACUUCAGUAAUGAAUUUGUUUGACUACAGCAAUGAAAAUACUGAGCUGUUUGUUUUCUAUCAGUAUUAAUACAACUGUGGAGUAAGCUGAUCUUAGCUUGUGCUUACACAGUAAGAGCCUCAUCAUCUCUUCCUUUUCUUUUGAGGUCAUGAAACGCGUACGCACAGAACAGAUUCAGAUGGCAGUGUCCUGCUACCUCAAGCGCCGUCAGUAUGUGGACUCAGAAGGUCCCCUAAAACAAGGGCUGAGGCUGUGUCAGACUGCUGAAGAGAUGGCAGCUAAUCUCACAGUCCAAUCUGAGUCUGGUUGUGCCAACGUUGUGUCUGCAGCUCCCUGCCUGGCAGAGCCACAGCAAUAUGAAGUACAAUUUGGACGAUUACGCAAUUUUCUCACAGAUUCAGAUUCUCAGCACAGCCAUGAAGUGAUGCCUCUUCUAUAUCCCCUCUUUGUCUACCUCCAUCUGAACAUGGUCCAGAAUGGCCUAAAAAGCACAGUGGACAGUUUUUACAGCCGCUUCCAUGGCAUGUUCUUGCAGAAUGCCAGCCAGAAGGAUAUCAUUGAACAGUUGCAGACUACCAUGACUAUUCAAGAUAUCCUGUCCAACUUGAAGCUCCGGGCUUUUCUGGACAACAAGUAUGUCAUCCGCCUUCAAGAGGACAGCUACAACUACCUUCUUCGCUACCUCCAAAGUGACAACAACAACGCCCUGUGCAAAGUCCUGACCUUGCACAUUCACCUGGAUGUGCAGCCUGCCAAGAGGACUGACUACCAGCUCUAUGCCGGCGGGAGCUCCUCGCGCAACGAGAGCAACGGCCUGGAACCCAGUGAUGUGCCGGCUUCCAUUCUGCAGAAUGAGGCAGCGCUGGAGUUACUGCAGGACAGCAUUAAACGUGUCAAGGACGGGCCCCCUUCCUUAACGACCAUCUGCUUCUAUGCCUUCUAUAACACAGAGCAGUUGCUGAACACGGCAGAGAUUUCACCAAACAGCAAGCUGCUCGCUGCUGGGUUCGAUAAUUCGUGUGUGAAGCUGUGGAGCCUGCGUUCCAGGAAGUUAAAAUCUGAGCCCCACCUUGUUGAUGUGUCCCGCAUCCGUCUGGCUUGUGACAUCCUGGAUGAGGAGGAGGAAGAGGAUGACAGCGCAGGCACAGAAAUGAAGAUCCUGAGAGGACAUUGUGGACCUGUGUAUAGCACAAGGUUCCUUUCAGACAGUUCAGGACUCUUAUCUUGUUCUGAGGACAUGUCCAUCAGAUACUGGGACCUCGGGAGUUUUACAAACACUGUGUUGUACCAAGGGCACGCCUAUCCUGUCUGGGAUUUGGAUAUUAGCCCCUGCAGCCUGUACUUUGCCAGUGGUUCCCACGAUCGCACCGCAAGGCUCUGGUCGUUUGAUCGGACGUACCCGCUGCGAAUAUACGCAGGCCAUUUGGCAGACGUAGACUGCGUCAAGUUCCACCCCAAUUCCAACUACUUGGCGACGGGCUCCACGGACAAAACUGUGCGCUUGUGGAGCACUCAGCAGGGCAACUCAGUGCGUCUUUUCACCGGGCACCGUGGCCCUGUGCUGGCGCUUGCGUUCUCUCCCAACGGUAAGUACCUGGCAUCAGCGGGCGAAGACCAGCGGCUAAAGCUGUGGGACUUGGCAUCAGGAACUCUUUACAAAGAACUGAGGGGGCACACGGACAACAUAACCAGCCUUACUUUUAGCCCUGACAGCAGUUUAAUUGCUUCAGCGUCGAUGGACAAUUCAGUUCGGGUCUGGGACAUUCGGAACACUUACUGCAACGCCCCUGCGGAUGGGUCUUCCAGUGAACUGGUUGGUGUAUAUACCGGACAAAUGAAUAAUGUACUGAGCGUACAGUUUAUGGCCUGUAAUCUUCUUCUAGUGACUGGAAUUGCACAAGAAAAUCAGGAACAUUAAUUUUUCUUUUUUUUUAGGGAAGUGGGUGGGUGUAUUGAAUGUCAGAGUCCAUUGCAAGCUGAGAUUACUGACUGUGAAACACUUUUCUUCCUUUGCCCCUUGAAAGGCAUGUUCAGAGUAAUGCAAAUGCUUUAAGAUGUCACAAAAAGCCUGUGCUGUUGAACAGAAUAAGGAAAAAAGGAGAAGUGAUGAAAAUACAUAUACAUUCUAAUCUUGUACUUGUAGGAAUGGGAAAAUCCAGUAGCUUGGGGAAACCAAAAACUUGGUCCAGACAAAUGAAACUGCCAACCAGAUAAGCUGCUGACCUGCACUUAAAUAUCCUGCAUUGAUUGAUGGGCACGUUACCUACUGUUAAGUGAGGCUCGAGUGUGUGGAGAACUACUGGCCCAGUGUUUUUUGUUUUGUUUUGCUUUUGUUUUCCUGGUAUUGCAGAGGACCAGCAUUUUUAAGACUCUUCUAUUAAAAGAACAUGGUGUAUUUUCUACAGUGAUAGUGGUCCUAAAUAUUACAGCUCCUUAUAGCACUUCUGGAAUAUUUUGGACUAAGUAAGUAGAAAAUACCAUUGUUCUUUUUUGUAAGGGGAUGGAAAUCUGACCUCAGUUGGGGCCCAUCUCUGCAUUGUCAUUUGGGUUUGGUUCCUGAUUUUAGCUGUGAUACUUGUAUUUAUGUUCCAUUAAUUAGGAAAUUUUCUGACUCUGGUUGCACUGUGUUUUGAGGAUUGGAGGACAGUGGGGGAGAGCGGUGGCUUUAAGGGUAAUAAACAACUUGCCUUGUCUGGAAGGAGGGCACAAUAGAAAUUAAGUAGCUAAGUUUGGACUCCUAAUGGAAACAGGGCAUGUCAAUCCACCACUGCACCUCACAGAAAUAUUUCCAUAAAUGGAAGUUGGCAGUCUAGGGAGAGGGGGAUGAAGAGAGACACACAAAGUGACAUGGGAAAAAAUAGUAUUACUAAAUUAUUGUGUGUACACAGAGGCAGCUCUGCCAGUGUUGGAUUUUUCUCAAAUGUUGCAAUACCGGUUUCAUGAACACUUUGUGAGAUAAAUCAUCAGCAUUUACAACAAGGGUCUGCGGAAAAAGCACGUUCUAGUUUGUCAUUUGGAGAGAUUAAAUAUUUCUGCUUUCUGGAAAGA
Molecule: messenger RNA, 7198 nt
Organism: Myiozetetes cayanensis
Lineage: Eukaryota; Metazoa; Chordata; Aves; Passeriformes; Tyrannidae
Gene: TAF5L
Product: TATA-box binding protein associated factor 5 like
Exons: 4
Coding region: 4299-6068 (589 amino acids)
Biological process (GO): regulation of DNA-templated transcription
Cellular component (GO): histone acetyltransferase complex; nuclear protein-containing complex
Molecular function (GO): protein binding; transcription coactivator activity
Source: RefSeq, a predicted model, not a curated record